UCGUUUGCCCCUGCAUAAUGGGUGGAAAAAAAAAACCUAUAUAUAUGGCCCAUUUCCACAAGAAAAAAAAAAUUAUCGCAAGAACAAAAUGGCCUCCCCAGCUUCUAACUACAAAGUCGCCGACAUCUCCCUCGCCGCUUUCGGCAGAAAGGACAUCGAGUUGUCCGAGAACGAAAUGCCAGGUUUGAUGUACAUCAGAAAGAAGUACGGACCUUCUCAGCCUUUGAAGGGUGCUAGAAUCGCUGGAUGUUUGCACAUGACCAUCCAGACCGCUGUGUUGAUCGAGACCUUGGUUGCUUUGGGUGCCGAGGUUACCUGGUCUUCCUGUAACAUUUUCUCCACCCAGGACCACGCCGCCGCUGCCAUUGCCGCUGCUGGUGUUCCAGUUUUCGCUUGGAAGGGUGAGACCGAGGAAGAGUACUUGUGGUGUAUUGAGCAGCAGUUGUUUGCUUUCAAGGACGGCAAGAAGUUGAACUUGAUCUUGGACGACGGUGGAGACUUGACCACUUUGGUUCACCAGAAGCACCCAGAGAUGUUGGAGGGUUGUUUCGGUUUGUCCGAGGAGACCACCACCGGUGUCCACCACUUGUACAAGAUGUUGAAGGACGGUAUCUUGAAGGUUCCAGCCAUCAACGUCAACGACUCUGUCACCAAGUCCAAGUUCGACAACUUGUACGGAUGUAGAGAGUCCCUCAUCGACGGUAUCAAGAGAGCCACCGAUGUUAUGAUUGCCGGUAAGGUUGCCGUUGUCGCUGGUUUCGGUGAUGUUGGUAAGGGUUGUGCCAUGGCCUUGAGAGGUAUGGGUGCCAGAGUUAUUGUCACCGAGAUUGACCCAAUCAACGCUUUGCAGGCUGCUGUCUCUGGUUAUCAGGUUGCUACCAUGGAGGAUGUUGCUUCCAUUGGUCAGAUCUUCGUCACCACCACCGGUUGCCGUGACAUCAUCACUGGUGCUCACUUCUCCCAGAUGCCAGAGGACGCCAUUGUUUGUAACAUUGGUCACUUCGACAUUGAGAUUGACGUUGCUUGGUUGAAGGCCAACGCCGAGUCUGUUGUCAACAUCAAGCCUCAGGUCGACAGAUACUUGUUGAACGGUCGUCACAUCAUCUUGUUGGCUGAGGGUAGAUUGGUCAACUUGGGUUGUGCCACUGGUCACUCUUCCUUCGUGAUGUCCUGCUCUUUCUCCAACCAGGUCUUGGCUCAGAUUGCUUUGUUCAACGCUGAGAACGACGCCUUCAAGGCUGAGUUCCCAGAGUUCGGCAAGAACUCCAAGUUCGACGUUGGUGUGCACUUGUUGCCAAAGGUCUUGGACGAGACCGUUGCCAAGUGUCACUUGGACCACUUGGGUGCUAAGUUGUCUGUUUUGUCUGACACUCAGGCUGAGUACUUGGGUAUUCCAAAGGAAGGUCCAUUCAAGGCUGAAAUCUACAAGUACUAA
Sungouiella intermedia is the source of this 1435-nucleotide messenger RNA. NCBI's taxonomy places the organism in Eukaryota, Fungi, Ascomycota, Pichiomycetes, Serinales, Metschnikowiaceae. The record is from the annotation of a GenBank genome assembly.